Molecule: messenger RNA, 1481 nt
Organism: Myzus persicae (green peach aphid)
Lineage: Eukaryota; Metazoa; Arthropoda; Insecta; Hemiptera; Aphididae
Product: cysteine and histidine-rich protein 1 homolog
Exons: 6
Coding region: 323-1459 (378 amino acids)
Cellular component (GO): nucleus
Molecular function (GO): zinc ion binding
Source: RefSeq, a predicted model, not a curated record
UUUAUUAUUACGGCGCAGUUGUUGGUUUUUUUUUUAUAUCGUUUUCCUUUUUCCCGUACCACUUUGGCUCGUCGCGCACCAGUCGAACGUAACACUAUUACAUCCAAUUUUUUUUUUUCAUUCCUUUGCUAUUUGUUUUUCUUUUUUUCCGUGUUUGCCUUUGCUGCCGUGUACGAGUGUCGCGUUCGCACAAUACUGCGGCGGUCGUAAAGUUUCCAUACCGAGUAGACGACAUUUUUCUGACACACAACCGUUGGGUCUGUUCAAACGCAAUUCGUCGCGUCCACGUCGUAAUCCGGAAAACAGUCAGGGAAAGCGGACUAUGUCCGACGGUGAAAGUUCGGCGCAGACGGCCGCAGUGGAGACGGGCGGCCAGUCGGACAACAUGAACGUGGAUGGCCAGCAUCAGCAGCAGCAGCAGAACGUGUCCAUCACCAAAGACGACGGCGAACCGAACCCAAAAAAGGCCAAGCUUUCUGGCGGUUCCGAAGUGUUCGGCCGGGGUGGCGGUGGCGGCGAAAAGCUACACGCCGCUUCGGACAAGCUGGAGCACAGGCUGGGAGGCAUACUGUGCUGCGCCGUGUGCUUGGACUUGCCCAGAUCGUCCAUCUAUCAGUGUACAAAUGGACAUUUAAUGUGCGCUGGAUGCUUUGCUCAUUUGUUGGCUGAUGCACGAUUACGAGAUGAAAUGGCCACAUGUCCCAAUUGUCGCGUGGACAUUGCGAAAAACACGGCCACACGUAAUUUGGCUGUUGAGAAAGCAGUCAGUGAACUGCCAUCAGAGUGUCAGUUUUGCGCCAAAGAAUUCCCACGUAACACAUUACAACAUCACGAACAACAACUUUGUGCAGAACGACCAGUAAAAUGUGGAUACAGUAAAAUAGGCUGCCCAUGGCGUGGACCCAGUCAUGAAGCAUCUGAACACGAAAAAGUUUGCCCUCACCCAUCAACUACGGGAAAAGAUGUUAUGUCUGCACUUGAUGCUAUGGACCAAAAGUUUCAGGAAGAGAAACUUUUAUAUGACACCAUAUUUGACUUGAUGAGUUUUGAAAAGAUAACAUUUAAUGAUUUGCAGUUAAAACCAUACCGAACAGAAGAGUUUGUACACAAGUUGUACUAUGAGACUGCCCGAUUUUCAGCGUUCAAUUUCCAGUGGGUUGUCAAAACCCGCAUCAAUAACAUGCAAAGAGACCCAGCGUUGAGUGUUGAUCGUCACAUGUCAUACCAGCUGAUUCUGAAAACCAAAAUCCCCACACCUAUGUCUGUCCAUUAUCUAGUAGUUAAAGGACCAUUUGGUGAUAUGAAGGUGAAUCCGAAAAUAUAUAAGUUUGAAUUCAACGAGAAUGAAACAGAAACACAAUUUGUAACAUUGCCAUUACCAGACUCAGCCGAAUGUAAUCGGCUGUUAGCUGCCAAAACAAUCAACUUAAGGUUGAUCAUGUUUUUGGUGUCAAAAUAAUCACAAAAUCAAUAUAUAUAUA